AUGGACAGGCUGUCACUAGAAAUACUCGCCAUUAUCGUCUCGUACUUAAAUCCUUCCGAUUUCAUAGAAUACGUCUCUGUCUCACGCCAAUGGCAAUUCGCAAUCGAACGUUACACUUUCCGUUCCCUUCGACUCAAGAGCGACGACUAUGACUUCUUUACCAGAGUCUGCUCUGAUAGUCACCGCGCUGCUGCUAUCGCGGAACUAGAAUACGAUGUCAUCCUUCCGGCCUAUUCUGACGAACAGUGCGCCAAGUUCGAGAGCGAGAAGGACGAGAAGGCAAACAACGAGGCCUUCACUAACGCUAUUAAGCGCUUGUUCGAGACUCUACACCUAUGGGGAAAUCCGAGCAACGACGGCGCACAUAAGAUGAGGGGACGGCCCAUCAUGUUGUCUCUGGGUGCCUACUCGACGACUGAUCCGCGAUAUAGGGAAGCCAAAUUUUGA
Coniosporium apollinis CBS 100218 is the source of this 447-nucleotide messenger RNA. RefSeq lists its product as uncharacterized. Lineage: Eukaryota; Fungi; Ascomycota; Dothideomycetes. The record is from RefSeq and is a predicted model, not a curated record. Bases 1 to 447 code for a protein of 148 amino acids. Gene Ontology annotation, molecular function: protein binding. The transcript has a single exon.